This is a messenger RNA of Suillus subalutaceus, 673 nucleotides long. RefSeq lists its product as uncharacterized. NCBI's taxonomy places the organism in Eukaryota, Fungi, Basidiomycota, Agaricomycetes, Boletales, Suillaceae. The record is from RefSeq and is a predicted model, not a curated record. The transcript has 6 exons. Bases 59 to 472 code for a protein of 137 amino acids.
AGACGCCCGGGACACGAGGCCCGAAACCUAUAUUUUUGCAAUCUGCAACCAUUCCUCCAUGUCCAUCCCUCUCCACCGCCUACUUCAUCUUGGACGUACGAUCGGAGAAUUGACACCACUCUUGCCGGAAAAGACUCAGUCGCAAACGAAUUUGCAGGGUGGAAAGUCUAUAGCACAACAGAAUCAGACAAGACCUGUUUUAACAGUCACGAACUAUCGGCCUGUCAUCUCCUCCGCAUCCAACCGCAGCGCUUCGAGCCGCCUCAAAGGCACAGUCGCGAAGUUGAAGUACAACCAAGGAUUCACCAUGAAUAUCAGCGGGCCAUUCGUCGAGAACGCAAAUGCAAAUGCCAUAGACACUCCUCUUGGCUUCGACGAGUGGAAUAGCGGUCUGCCCAAGGAAAAACGCGUGCAAAUAAAAACCUCCCGCGUCAAGGAAAGCGCUUUUAGCAUGGAGUGCGAGUAUCAUUGACAGCAUAGAGUGGAUGUUCCAGUUCUCGCAUACCUUGUGGCAGCGUCCUUGACGAGACGCUUCAAUGUGUUCAUGUACGUAUGCUUGCCAUCCAAGUUCACAUUUGCUAUCCAAGUACAGAAGUCUCAACGUCCUCACACUCGUACGUACAGAUCUGGAAUUUGUUAUAUCUACCUGUACUUUUUUUGUCGUCGAAUUGCG